Xylona heveae TC161 is the source of this 432-nucleotide messenger RNA. Its product is annotated as mitosis protein dim1. The transcript has 2 exons. Gene Ontology annotation, biological process: mRNA splicing, via spliceosome. NCBI's taxonomy places the organism in Eukaryota, Fungi, Ascomycota, Xylonomycetes, Xylonales, Xylonaceae. The record is from RefSeq and is a predicted model, not a curated record. Bases 1 to 432 code for a protein of 143 amino acids. Gene Ontology annotation, cellular component: spliceosomal complex; U5 snRNP; U4/U6 x U5 tri-snRNP complex.
AUGGGCUCUGUCGUGCUGCCCCAUCUCCCGACCGGCUGGCAUGUCGACCAAGCCAUCAUGUCAGAAGAAGAGCGGCUGGUGGUGAUCAGGUUUGGGCGUGAUUGGGACGUCGACUGCAUGCGGCAGGAUGAGGUGCUGUUCCGAAUUGCUGACCUGGUGAAGAAUUUUGCGGUGGUGUAUGUCUGUGACAUUGAUCAAGUUCCUGAUUUCACCCAAAUGUACGAAUUGUACGACCCCAUGACGAUCAUGUUCUUCUUCAGAAAUAAGCACAUGAUGUGUGAUUUCGGAACAGGCAACAACAACAAAUUAAAUUGGGUACUGGAAGACAAGCAAGAGUUGAUCGACAUCAUCGAAACCAUUUACAAGGGCGCCAAGAAGGGCAAAGGUCUAGUUGUCAGUCCCAAGGACUACUCGACGAGAUACCGCUACUAG